Molecule: messenger RNA, 809 nt
Organism: Truncatella angustata
Lineage: Eukaryota; Fungi; Ascomycota; Sordariomycetes; Amphisphaeriales; Sporocadaceae
Exons: 1
Coding region: 160-549 (129 amino acids)
Source: RefSeq, a predicted model, not a curated record
CACCCUUUUUCGAAUUACGAGAUCGUCCACUAGCUAUCCCAUUUUGCUCUUCCCAAGUUUCUAAAGACCGUGAGUAUGAUAGUUCAGUACUUAGAUAUUUGAUCUGACUGCUCAAGUGUCUGCGAUCACCUUAAUCAGUUCUGAAGAGGGAGGUAAAAAAUGUCCAAACGCUCACGCAUCACGACCAUUCUCCCAUGCACCGACCUAGCCUCCGCGAUUCAGUUCUUCGUCCGGCUUGGUUUCACCGCUCCGUCCCAGGAUGAAGUGCACAAGUGGGACCGAUAUCUCAUGCUCUCUCACCCUAACGGUUCCGAUAUUCAUUUGAGGGAGCUUGGACCAGACGAAGAAGGGUGGUUAGAGCCAUUCAAGAAUCCCUUCGGAAUUUACGUCUAUUCUGAAGAUAUAAAAGCACUGGCUGUGGAGUUCGCCGAUGAAAUCAUUGAGCCAGUGAAGAAGCCCGAGAUAAAGGAAUGGGGAAUGUUCGAGUUCAGUUUGAAUGGACCGGAUGGGUGUUUAGUCCGAGUUGGAUGGUCAGCAGGGGCCAUAUAAAUAGGCAAGAAAGCUAGUCGCUUAACCCUUUGUCAUAGUAUGUCUGUAUGCGUUGUUACAAAAAAAUCAGUUCUUGUUAUCAGGAUUCUUAUAGAUUCUUAAGCUUAUCGACGUGUUCGACUUACUAGAGCUAAUACGAACGUAUUAUGCUAAAAACCACUGGGCACAUAAUCUACUACAUAUAGCCGUUUCCUAGACUCAUUAUUCGCACUUGGUAGUGGUGAAAUAAUCUAAGCAUGGAACUGGUUCAGACAUUAGCU